This is a messenger RNA of Vigna angularis (adzuki bean), 3409 nucleotides long. RefSeq lists its product as uncharacterized. NCBI's taxonomy places the organism in Eukaryota, Viridiplantae, Streptophyta, Magnoliopsida, Fabales, Fabaceae. The record is from RefSeq and is a predicted model, not a curated record. The coding region runs from base 1676 to 3310 and encodes 544 amino acids. The transcript is spliced from 4 exons.
AGCUUAUUAUGCAAAACUAUGGAAAACCCUGCGUCAACCAAAGUCACCGUCAACAACCAUCAUAGCGCCGUUAAACCUCCGUGUCUGCAUCUUCCUCAACCUCGCGACGCACCUGCAACACUGAAUUCCAAAACCUGCAGUGAAGUCGCCGUCAACCAUGAAGCACCACCGCGUCUCCAUGAACCUGCGAUUCAGAAUCCAAAAAAUCAUUCGUUGUUCGUUCUUUCGCGCCUCCGUCAUUCACAGACGCAGAACCCCAGAUCGAACCAGAAGCGAAAACGCAAAACCCUAACCACUAUACUCCAUCGCGCACCAAUGUCAUUGGUGCCAACAAUGCCAGUGGCCACCGGAGGCAUCGUAGACGCUCCUCUGUUUCACUGUUUCUAUUUUGAAUUCCAUUGCUGGGGACUGCUUAUUCAAUCGAUGUGGUUUGUCUUUCUAAAAAGUGUUCUCAGUUGUAAUGCAUAAGUGCAUAAAUUAGCUUUUGUUCACAUAAUUGCAGCAACAAAUGUCUAGCAGCAAAGAAACCAUCCUACAAAGACAGAUGUUUUUGGCUGCUAAUAUGUGUGCAUAAUAUUAAAUCUACAGACCUUUGUGUUCAAGAGACCAACUAUGCUUCCUAGAUCAUUGAUUUUUUCUACAGCAUUAUUGAGUUUCUUCUCUUUAGUUUUAGCAUUGUUCAAGGGAUAUACCUGACAAUGAAGGAGAUUGAAAAUUUGGCAUUCAAUCUUUGUCAGUGCAUUUGGAUCAGAAGAGGGGACGUUCUUCUUAUGUAUAUUCUCAGAGGACUUGGUCUUGUAUCCUUGAUUUAUCAUAAAUAAGUUUCUUUAAGGUAUUCUGGAUUUGUGUUUCACUUCUUAAAGAGUGUUGCUCCUUAACUGAUGCAUAUAUGGUGUGUAUCAGGUUUCUAAAUAAGGAAAUUCCUCCCUUGCAAAAGUAAACACUGUUGCAUGGAAUAUAUCCUGUGUUUUAUAUAUGUAUUGACAUUAUGUUCGAGUAUCAAGCUCAGUCUGCUCCAAAAUUUAUCAAAUUGUCACAUACCUCCAAGACUGAUAUAUCUAAUGAAUGUGAACAUGGUUGGUGAUUUGAUAUUCUUGUUGAAGUUUGAUGUUCAUUCUCACUUUCUGUGAUAGGUUUCUGCACAUGCUGUUCUUGCUUCAGUCCUCUGGUAUCAUUCUAAGUCUGUUGAUGUGAAAAGAAACUCUGCCAUAUGUUUCUCUGGAAGAGAUGGAGAAGAAGAUGUGAAUGAGAAAAUUUCCACUUAUAAAUGUUUCACGAAUGCCAUCAUCAUAACUUCAAAGUGCAAAGAGGAGAAUGAAAACCAAGAAUAGAGAUGGACAAGAAGAUGUGAAUGAGAAAAUUUCCAUUUAUCAAUGUUUCACGAAUGCCAUCAUCAUAACUUCAAAAUGCAAAGAGGAGAAUGAAAGCCAAGAAUAAAGUAUGAUAGUAAAUGUAUAUUGGAGAAAGAGAUUAAGGCACACUUCUGAACUGACAACAAUAAACAAACACGGCUACAGUAUAUCCAAAAGAAGGAUUACUUUGGUGCAGGCCUUAUUAUGAAGAAAUUCAUAGCAUUACAAAUUAAUGGCAACAAUGUUGAACGUAAUGAAAAAAUUGAUAUUGAUUUAGCUGCAAGCUUAAUACAUAGGAGGUGGGGGUGGAGACUUGUAGUAAUAUGGUGGUGGUGAAGGAGAAGGAGGUGGUGGUGACUUGUAAUAGUAUGGUGGAGGAGGCGCGGGAGAAGGUGGAGGAGGAGACUUAUAUACAUAGGGAGGAGGUGGAGAAGGUGAAGGAGGAGGUGGAGACUUGUAAACAUAUGGCGGAGGAGGAGAGGGAGAAGGUGGGGGUGGAGACUUGUAGUAAUAUGGGGGAGGUGGUGAAGGUGAUGGUGGGGGAGGUGACUUAUAAACAUAUGGAGGUGGAGGAGGGGGAGAUGGUGGUGGAGGGGAUUUGUAGACAUAAGGUGGGGGAGGUGAAGGUGAUGGUGGAGGUGGGGACUUAUAAACAUAGGGAGGUGGUGGUGAGGGAGAUGGUGGUGGUGGGGACUUGUAAACAUAGGGAGGUGGUGGUGAAGGAGAUGGUGGUGGUGGGGACUUAUAAACAUAAGGAGGUGGUGGUGAGGGAGAUGGAGGAGGUGGAGACUUGUAGACAUAGGGAGGUGGUGGUGAGGGAGAUGGUGGUGGUGGGGACUUAUAAACAUAGGGAGGUGGUGGUGAGGGAGAUGGUGGUGGUGGGGACUUAUAAACAUAAGGAGGUGGUGGUGAGGGAGAUGGAGGAGGUGGAGACUUGUAGACAUAGGGAGGUGGUGGUGAGGGAGAUGGUGGUGGUGGGGACUUAUAAACAUAGGGAGGUGGUGGUGAAGGAGAUGGUGGUGGUGGGGACUUAUAAACAUAAGGAGGUGGUGGUGAGGGAGAUGGAGGUGGUGGAGACUUGUAGACAUAGGGAGGUGGUGGUGAGGGAGAUGGAGGUGGUGGAGACUUGUAGACAUAGGGAGGUGGUGGUGAAGGAGAUGGUGGUGGUGGAGACUUAUAAACAUAGGGAGGUGGUGGUGAAGGAGAUGGUGGUGGUGGGGACUUGUAAACAUAGGGAGGUGGUGGUGAAGGAGAUGGUGGUGGUGGGGACUUGUAAACAUAGGGAGGUGGUGGUGAAGGAGAUGGUGGUGGUGGGGACUUAUAAACAUAUGGAGGUGGUGGUGAGGGAGAUGGUGGUGGUGGGGACUUAUAAACAUAGGGAGGUGGUGGUGAAGGAGAUGGUGGUGGUGGGGACUUGUAAACAUAGGGAGGUGGUGGUGAAGGAGAUGGUGGUGGUGGGGACUUAUAAACAUAGGGAGGUGGUGGUGAAGGAGAUGCUGGUGGUGGGGACUUAUAAACAUAAGGAGGUGGUGGUGAGGGAGAUGGAGGAGGUGGAGACUUGUAGACAUAGGGAGGUGGUGGUGAGGGAGAUGCUGGUGGUGGGGACUUGUAAACAUAGGGAGGUGGUGGUGAGGGAGAUGGUGGUGGUGGAGAUUUGUAGACAUAGGGAGGUGGUGGUGAGGGAGAUGGUGGAGGAGGGGACUUGUAAACAUAUGGCGGAGGUGGUGAAGGAGAGGGAGGGGGUGGUGACUUAUAAACAUAGGGUGGAGGUGGAGAUUUGUAAUAAUAUGGAGGGAAUUUAUCUACAUAGGGAGGAGAUGGUGGUGAUGGUGAAGGUGGAGGUGAAGAUUGGUGGUAAUAAGGAGGUUUUUGGUAUUGAUAAGGUGGUGUCGGGUGUGGAUAGUAGUUGGAUGGCUGGGCAUAGUAAGGCUUAUCAUCGUCAGCAGCAACACCGAUAGCCAUAAGGCAAAAUGCAAAUGCAAGGAUCAGACGAGGCCAUUGCCUCGUUCCCAUCUUCUCUUCUUUGAUUGUAAAAACUUAGCGAUCUUCUUUUAAAA